AACUUGCCCUUCUCAAACAUGGCCGCCACGGCGCCUCUGGAAGGGAACCGCUCUGGGCCCCGCCUUUGAUCUCGUUGGUGGGGCUGGGGGAUGAGAGCUGCACCGCGCGGGACAAGUCGCCGGCGGCGCCCGACGGAGCAGAAGAGAGAGCAUGGAGCUGGAGAGGAUCGUCAGUGCAGCCCUCCUUGCCUUUGUCCAGACGCACCUCCCGGAGGCCGACCUCAGUGGCUUGGAUGAGGUCAUCUUCUCCUAUGUGCUUGGGGUCCUGGAGGACCUGGGCCCCUCAGGCCCAUCAGAGGAGAACUUCGAUAUGGAGGCUUUCACUGAGAUGAUGGAGGCCUAUGUGCCUGGCUUCGCCCACAUCCCCAGGGGCACAAUAGGGGACAUGAUGCAGAAGCUCUCAGGGCAGCUGAGUGAUGCCAGAAACAAAGAGAACCUGCAACCGCAGAGCUCUGGUGUCCAAGGUCAGGUGCCCAUCUCCCCAGAGCCCCUGCAGCGGCCCGAAAUGCUCAAAGAAGAGACUAGGUCUUCUGCUGCUGCUGCUGCGGACACCCAAGAUGAGGCAACUGGCGCUGAGGAGGAGCUUCUGCCAGGGGUGGAUGUACUCUUGGAGGUGUUCCCUACCUGUUCGGUGGAGCAGGCCCAGUGGGUGCUGGCCAAAGCUCGGGGGGACUUGGAAGAAGCUGUGCAGAUGCUGGUAGAGGGAAAGGAAGAGGGGCCUGCAGCCUGGGAGGGCCCCAACCAGGACCUGCCCAGACGCCUCAGAGGCCCCCAAAAGGAUGAGCUGAAGUCCUUCAUCCUGCAGAAGUACAUGAUGGUGGAUAGCGCAGAGGAUCAGAAGAUUCACCGGCCCAUGGCUCCCAAGGAGGUGAGAGAGUUAAGGGUUGCUGGGGAUGUGGAAUGGGUGGGACUGGCUCCUGGCUUCUGCCACUCACUGCCUGAUUGCCUGACAGGCCCCCAAGAAACUGAUCCGAUACAUCGACAACCAGGUAGUGAGCACCAAAGGGGAGCGAUUCAAAGAUGUGCGGAACCCUGAGGCCGAGGAGAUGAAGGCCACAUACAUCAACCUCAAGCCGGCCAGAAAGUACCGCUUCCAUUGAGGCACUCGCCGGACUCUGCCCGAGCUGUCUAGGCUCAGAUCCCAGAGGGAUGCAGGAGCCCUAUACCCCUACACAGGGGCCCCCUAACUCCUGUCCCCCUUCUCUACGUCUUUGUUCCAUAGUGUUAACCUACUCUCGGAGCUGCCUCCAUGGGCACAGUAAAGGUGGCCCAAGGAAGGU
Messenger RNA from Nomascus leucogenys (northern white-cheeked gibbon), 1280 nucleotides. It is a transcript of the gene CUEDC2, whose product is annotated as CUE domain containing 2. Gene Ontology annotation, molecular function: ubiquitin binding. The coding region runs from base 152 to 1036 and encodes 294 amino acids. The transcript has 8 exons. The record is from RefSeq and is a predicted model, not a curated record. Lineage: Eukaryota; Metazoa; Chordata; Mammalia; Primates; Hylobatidae.